AAUGAGUCAGCCGCAGGCAAGUCCUGCGCAUUUUAGCCGAAUCGCGCUGUAUAGUGUAUACACAAUAUGGGGCUAUCUGUAAAAUGAGUACGUUUUAUCUUCUGUUAUAUAAAUUCGGUGUUUUAUCCUGUUUAUCGUUGUGUUCCAAAUAAACUUUUCUUCGUCUCGAUGAUUAUGAAUUACAGUAGCGGCAGGGACUGUGAAUUGUGACAGAUUCUGUGAUUGUUGUUUACCAAGAACCAGUUUUAGCGCGAAUCAGGAGUUAGCGACAUCAUGGGAGAUGUGGAGGACAUAAUGUGCGAUCAGUGUAUAAUCUCGUCGGAGAUCAACGUUCAGUUCGCCGAUAGGAAAAGGUCUUUGCUUAUUUUACCCACAACGAAGCUAUGGCUAGCUGUGGAUCUAGUGGCUCGAGCACUACUACCUUCUGUAACAACAGUCUAUUACACGCUGUUUCGGAACCCUCAGACCGUAGUCUAUUGCGUUAAAACGCAGAUUUUUCCGGCAUUAGCUGCUUUUCUCGCAAAUAGUAUUUCUAGAUCCUUAGCUUCAGUACAAAAAAUAUCGUUAGUAUCAGCCAUAACAGCACUAAAGGACAGCCAACAUCAAACAGCGGCCAUCACCAAUGGUGAAGUCAGCGUUUGCGAAGAAAUUGAUUAUGUACCUGAGAAAACCGUCCACAUAAAAGUGUUGGCUGAACCGUCAGCAGAACAUUGUGCGGACGUUAUUUUUAUUCAUGGGUUACAUGGGGGCCUAGAUAGAACUUGGAAACAAGGCACAUGGAGACAAGACUGGCACAAACUGAAGCACCAAACUCCAGUAAGAAGGCUUUCAACAGGCAACCUGUACGUUCCGCCCAGACAGCAAAGCCUAAAACGAACCAUAACAGGCAUUUAUUCAAAAUUGCCGAAUAAGAAGGCUCGGAAAAAUAGUGAACUUUGUAUAGUGCCCUUGUCAUCAGAAUGGGAAAAAGACACCGAUGAUGAAGUAGAGAAAGAAAAAGACUAUUCGUAUUGUUGGCCUAAAGAUUGGAUUCCUCAGGACUGCCCCAAUGUCAGGGUGUUAGCAUUGAACUAUACCACGGAUAUAUUAUGGUGCCCCAUGUGGGCAAAAAGAAGAAACAGGACUGAUAUGGUGACACGAAGUCAAGAAAUGAUAGAUGGGCUGGUGGAGUUAGGGGUAGGAAAGAAACCAAUCGUCUGGGUUGGACAUUCCAAAGGAGGACUUUAUAUCAAACAGAUACUAGUGAAUGCAUGGAAAAGGAACAGACAUAGGCCAGAGGUAGAAGAUCUGUUUAAGCAAAGCAAGUCAAUAAUGUGGUAUAGUGUGCCACAUAAAGGCUCAUCCCUUGCUGACAUAACAGUACCUUUUCUGAGAAGAAGUAUUGAAUUGUUGGAGAUACAAAGGAAUUGCGAUUUUGUAUUAGAUCUACACCAGCAAUUCCUAAAUGUUAUCCAAGAAUCAAAUUUGAAUCCAGAUGUAUUCAGUUUCAUUGAGACAUCAUUCACAUUGAUGUCAUUUAUUUAUUUGAAGAUUGUGCCAUAUGAUUCUGCAGGUAAGCGCAUCCAUAAAGUAUAUGAUAGAAGAGUCUUGUUUUCGAAACGUUUUUAAUCUACCAUACGAUAUUUUCCCAUAACUUUUUAUAAAAACAUCUCUUUAGCCAUAGGACAACCCUAUGCUAAGUUACCUAAUACAACCUAAUACAAUAUUCCUACAUUCAAAAAAUUAUCCGAGAUGAAAUGAGAUACCAUAGCGCCAUCUAUGAGAAUUUGUCACAGCUAUGUUUCUCCUCUCCGAACUAAUUAGAAAUCUACUUUUAAAAGGUUAGUGUCUAGUAGACUCUUUAGUGUCUCAUAGAUGGCGCCCAACUAGCAAAGUAGUGGUAUAAGCUUUUGGUAAAAGAACCGUUCAGCCAUAAAAGCUUUCUAUUGUUGUUGCCUGAACACCAAAAUGCUG
Acanthoscelides obtectus is the source of this 1953-nucleotide messenger RNA. The record is from the annotation of a GenBank genome assembly. Lineage: Eukaryota; Metazoa; Arthropoda; Insecta; Coleoptera; Chrysomelidae.